CUCGAACCUAGCUGUGUGCACUUCAGCAGCUCAGCCAGCAAGAGGGGAGAGCGGCAGAGGAGGGAGGGAGGGAGGAGGAUGAGCGGCAGCGUGGAGACGCAGGCGCGGGCGUUCGCAGACGAGGUGCGCGGCGGCGCCCUGGAGGCGAAGAACUGGAUGCUGGACCUCGGCCACCCACUCCUCAACCGCAUCGCCGAGAGCUUCGUCAAGGCCGCCGGGAUCGGCGCAGUGCAAGCAGUAGCGAGGGAGUCGUACUUCAUGGCCAUCGAAGGCGAGGGAGGAUCGGUGUCCGGCGCCACCGGCUCCAGGAAACGCUCGUUCCCGGAACUGAAUGGGACGAACAGUGGUAGCAAGUCGGCCGAGGCCAUGGUGAAAAACGUGAGCAAAGAGUCGUUACAGUGGGGACUCGCGGCUGGCGUGCACUCCGGCCUGACCUACGGCCUGACGGAGGUGCGCGGGGCGCACGACUGGCGGAACAGCGCCGUGGCGGGCGCCAUCACGGGCGCCGCCGUCGCGCUCACGUCGGACCGCGCGUCACACGAGCAGGUCGUGCAGUGCGCCAUCGCCGGCGCCGCGCUCUCCACGGCCGCCAACGUGCUCUCUGGCAUAUUCUGAUUCCGUCCUGAGCCCGCCGGCCGAAGCGCAGGCGCGCCGUCGCGCUAGCUGCCAUCCUCGGUGGAUGCUGGCGGCUAGUUCUGUCGCGCUGGUGGCCACUCUUGUGAUCUUUUCGUUGCGGAGUCCGCGCGCUCUGUUGAACGGCGCACCCUCAUCUUGCUAUCGUUAUGUUCUAGACUUCUAGUAGCCCCGUUCUACGAUAGUUUGGGGUGUUGUAUCAUGGAUACUUUCAGCUAUCUUGUAAGCGGACUAGAGGAUAUUGAUUUGUAGGCUUGCCGUUACCGUCGCCAUUGCA
Panicum hallii is the source of this 910-nucleotide messenger RNA. RefSeq names its product outer envelope pore protein 16-2, chloroplastic. The record is from RefSeq and is a predicted model, not a curated record. Gene Ontology annotation, cellular component: chloroplast outer membrane. Gene Ontology annotation, molecular function: amino acid transmembrane transporter activity. The transcript is spliced from 6 exons. The coding region runs from base 79 to 615 and encodes 178 amino acids. Lineage: Eukaryota; Viridiplantae; Streptophyta; Magnoliopsida; Poales; Poaceae.